Messenger RNA from Exophiala bonariae, 1206 nucleotides. RefSeq lists its product as uncharacterized. Lineage: Eukaryota; Fungi; Ascomycota; Eurotiomycetes; Chaetothyriales; Herpotrichiellaceae. The record is from RefSeq and is a predicted model, not a curated record. Gene Ontology annotation, biological process: lipid metabolic process. The transcript is spliced from 2 exons. Bases 1 to 1206 code for a protein of 401 amino acids. Gene Ontology annotation, molecular function: phosphoric diester hydrolase activity.
AUGAAGUUAUCAAGCAGUGAUAGUGCCUCCAGUAAUGGUGAUUCGGCUGCACAAAGGUUCCGGUUUGACAUCGAAAGCGUCACAGGAGAUGGACGAGCGAAUCAUUCUCAAUCCCUGAUUAGAGUCUGGAAGAUUCCUAUCCCGUUGCGAAGGGCCAGCAUUAUACCUGAUCUGAUCAGGAAUCUUGCCUACAUUUCGACGUUAGUAUGUUUCGCACUGGUGGUGUACAUCAUUCGCCUCAAAGAGGGCCUAGUCCGCGUCGCCAAUGAUCCUUAUGAUAUUAGAUUCGGUCUAGACAUCGAUCGCGAUAGCCAAUCUAUUUGGGACGAUGAACGGCAACCCUUCCUUCACGACGCUUUCCCCGUGCCAGUGCACUCACAUAACGACUAUUGGCGGAGGAUUCCACUCUUCGAGGCUAUUGGCUCAGGUUGUAUCAGUGUCGAGGCUGACGUCCACUUACGAAACUCCGACCUCUUCAUUGGCCACACAGCCCGGAGUUUGAAGAAGAACUCUACGUUACAAUCCAUGUAUCUGGAACCUCUACGGCGCAUGAUCGAGGAACAAAAUGCUAAUGUGACAGAUGGCACUUGGCGGGGCAUCUUCAACCGUACUCCUCAACAGACAUUCGUUCUUCUGGUCGACCACAAGACCUCAGGAAUUGAAACAUUAGCUGAGCUUCAUGCUCAACUUCAGACACUUCGUGAUCUCGAUUAUCUGACAUACUGGAAUGGCUCAGAAAGGGUUAUGCGACCUCUCACCGUUGUAGCAACAGGAAACGCACCAUUCGAGGGCGUCCUCGCACUGGAUCCACAGCACCGGGAUAUAUUCUGGGAUGCUCCACUUGAGCGCUUGCCUUCCAUUGAUGAUGAUUUCGAUUCCAAUCCCGUCAGAUACGCAUAUAACCGCUCAAAUUCGUACCUUGCUUCUACUCUAUUUCAAAAUGCCAGGUUGUGGAGUUCUCAUCGAGAAUUUGCGCCGUCGUUGGAUAGCCCUCGACUCGCUGAUAUGGGGGCAAGUCAAAUUGAACAAGCAAGAGCGAGGGGUCUACUGUCUAGAUACUGGGACACGCCGGACCAGCCUCCGAAUCUGAGGGAGAUAGUAUGGAGGGUUUUGGUCGACGCAGAGGUUGACCUUCUGAACAUGGAUGAUCUGGGUACGGUUAGGGCGAGAGCCAAAGGAUGGGGAGCCAUCCCAUUAUCGACUUGA